This is a messenger RNA of Paramisgurnus dabryanus, 1388 nucleotides long. The record is from RefSeq and is a predicted model, not a curated record. NCBI's taxonomy places the organism in Eukaryota, Metazoa, Chordata, Actinopteri, Cypriniformes, Cobitidae.
ACAUGAUUUGCGAGCGUGUAAUGUAAGCUGCAUUGACUUUGUACAACACGCAAAAGCUCGAUCAACAAGACACGUAUGAUUAUUCGGGCUACAGGUAAAGGUUCUUAUUUAAGACAAUGGGACGCUUGGACGGGAAAGUGAUUGUGCUGUCCGCUGCUGCCCAGGGCAUUGGAAGAGCCUGUGCUAUAGCUUUCGCAAAGGAAGGUGCACAAGUCACAGCUACAGAUAUCAAUGGGGAGAAACUCAAAGAGCUGGACGGCAUUCCAGGUAUUAAAACCAGGGUGGUUGAUGUUACCAAGAAAGACCAAGUCGAGGCCCUGGCCAAGGACUUUGACCAUGUUGAUGUGCUCCUCAAUGUUGCUGGAUUUGUCCAUCACGGCUCUAUAUUAGACUGUGAGGAGUCGGAUUGGGACUUCACCAUGAAUGUUAAUGUCCGCAGCAUGUAUCUGACGAUCAGGGCCUUCCUUCCAAAGAUGCUGGCUCGUAAAUCUGGAAAUAUUAUCAAUAUGGCGUCUGUGGCGUCUAGUAUCAAAGGGGUUGUAAACAGAUGUGUCUAUAGCACAUCCAAAGCCGCUGUCAUCGGGUUGACCAAAUCGGUGGCAGCUGAUUUCCUCGAGCAAGGGAUCCGAUGCAACUGUGUCUGCCCUGGAACAGUAGAUACACCAUCAUUACGUGAGAGAAUCCAGGCCAGACCUGAUCCGGAGCAGGCUUUUAAAGACUUUAUGGCCAGACAGAAGACAGGUAGAAUGUGCACCGCAGAAGAGGUGGCACAUCUUUGUGUCUACUUGGCCUCAGAUGAGUCUGCCUAUGUAACCGGAACAGAAGCCAUCAUUGAUGGAGGAUGGAGGCUCUGAGGACAUGUUGUUGCAUUUACUUCAUAAACAUGCACAUAAUUCAGCAUCCAAAGUAUUAUAGAUAAUUACAGCUGAUAAUCAGUGAUUACAUCUAACAUUUUUAAUUCUGCUAGAAAAUCACUACCUUAGUAAAUCCUUGUCUAGGUUGUAUUAAUUAGAUUUAAUGAGUUUAAGAUGAUAAACCAUAGAUUAUGAUUUAUAUUGAUAUUUUAUUUUUUAAUAUCAAGAUUUAGUAUUUCUAAAAAAUAUAUUACCGGUACUACAGUAGAUGUUGCUGUACAUUUUUGCAGUCUAUUGUUUAGAACGUUUGUUUUAUAAAUUUAUUGUUAGGUUUCAGUAACAAACAUAUAUCAACAUGUAAGCAAAAUGGUUUCAUUACGUAUUAAUUGAUUUUAUUUGGGUUAUUUAUAAACCAAAUGUCAAAAUAGUCAAGAUUGAUUUUAAUCAGAAACAUAGUAAUACAUACAAAUACUUAUGUAAAAAAAUAUGUAAAAUAACUCUUUGUAGCAACUGUGGUACAUUAUUAUAGCAAUA